Chaetura pelagica (chimney swift) is the source of this 537-nucleotide messenger RNA. RefSeq names its product MEF2B neighbor (gene BORCS8). Bases 1 to 537 code for a protein of 178 amino acids. The transcript is spliced from 7 exons. Gene Ontology annotation, cellular component: BORC complex. The record is from RefSeq and is a predicted model, not a curated record. Lineage: Eukaryota; Metazoa; Chordata; Aves; Apodiformes; Apodidae.
AUGGAGCUGCUUUUGCGGGAUGAGACCCCGCGGAUCCGGAGCACCGGGCUCGGUGCUGACCUGACAACGGAGGCAGAUUCUGGCUACACCCCGAUGGAUCUGGCCGUGGCCUUGGGACACAAGAAAGCUCAUGGUGCUGACCUGACAACGGAGGCAGAUUCUGGCUACACCCCGAUGGAUCUGGCCGUGGCCCUGGGACACAAGAAAGUCACAGACAAGUUCACAGAGAGCCUGUACGUGCUGGCCAACGAGCCCUCCGUGGCUCUGUACCGGCUGCAGGAGCAUGUCAGGAGGUCCCUGCCAGAGCUGGCACAGCACAAGUCCGACAUGCAGAACUGGGAGGAGCAAAGCCAAGGAGCCAUCUACACAGUGGAAUAUGCCUGCAGUGCCAUCAAGAACAUGACAGACAGCAGUGUGUACUUCAGGAGCAUUGACAACCUGCUCAGACAGGCCAUUGCCAUCAAGGACCAGCUGAAUGCUGCUCAGGGCCGCAGCACUGUUGCCCCACAAGCCAAGAAUCCUCCAACCAGUUCUUGA